CGCAACGCUACUGAACGUGGAGGUAAAUUACCCAAUAACGACCACACCUUGAGAUCCCGCAUGUAACAGAAGGCAUGGCUCCAAAUGGAGGGGUAAGGUUCAGCCGCACUCUUAUCAUAUUCCCUCAAUCCGCUCUUCCUUUUCUUUCUCAGAUGUUCUGCUCAGCUCUCUUGGACCUCUAAUUCUCUGUAGUUCGGGCUUCUCGAUCCAAAUCUUGUAGCAAUUCAACAGCUCCAGUUUGUUGAAGGGCUCUCAAAUAUGGGUUUCAACGAGCGUCGAGCUCAACUGCUCGCAAACGUCAAGUUCCUUUACGGACCCGACACCGAAGUCCUCACUCUUUCCCACGAUGCCGGCCACCAAGCCAUCGCCGUACGAUACGAUGUCUUUUCCGCAUCAUGGACGAAGUUUCUCCACGGGCACCGCAAUUCCAGAAAUACUAUGGAUGCCCUCCAAUGUCUGCUUCGCGAGACGGAAAUCGAGAUCACAAAACGACUUUCCGUGAACGGUGUCAGCGUUCCAUUUGCCGAAUCGAAUGGCAUGCAGAAUAUGAGUCUACAUCGCAGAAUGCACCAUGGUCUUGGUCCUAGCAGCAUUGCGAGCUCUGAUCAGUCGAGGUUUGAGUUCAUAGCUACUCCACAAUCGAGCGUGACGGAGAGAGACAUUCCUCAUCCUUGUGAGUCCUGUGAGGCACUUACAGAGGAGCCUGGACUUAAUCUUGCCGUCGAUCCCGUCGAGGAUGAAUGGGCUUUGCCGAUCUCUAAGAAAAAGAAGAAGGGGAAGAAGGGUGUUUUGGGUUGGUCGUUUGAAGACCCUGUUAUUGAGGAAGCUGUUUCCGAGCAACCGCCUCAAGCACCGCAGCCGGCGUCUGAACCACUGGCUGAGGUGGUCGAUGACUGGGGCUCUUUUUGGGCUUCCAAGAAACAGAAGAAAGGGAGACAUAUUGUCACCACCGUCGAUUGCGCUGUCGACGACGUACCCAGGGUCAAGGAACCACCUGCGCCUGAGCCGGAACCAGUCGUCGAGACUGCGGUCGUCGAGCCUACUGACGAGUUUGACUGGGGCUUCAGCUCGACUAAGAAGAGUAAGAAGAAGAAAAGCAAGAGUGCCGCUCUCUGGGACAUCGAGCCUAGUGACCAGCCCACCACUGAAGGCAUACCGGUCGAGCAGCCUGUAGAGGUAGCCCCUGCCGAAGAGCACAAGGUGGAAGCGGAAGAGGUUCCAGCACCGGAGCCGAACCCUGAAGAUGACCCUUGGGCAGCAGCUUUCUUGCCUAAGAAAGGUGGUAAGAAGGACAAGAAAAAGAGGUCAGUCCGGAUCGAGACUCCACCACCUGAGCCAGAAAUCGCUUCAAUUACGGAAGAGAAUUCCUCUACCCUUCCUCCACCUGAGUCAGGACCCGACGCAGCGACUGAGGAGAGCAUAUGGGAUGCAUUUUCAAGUCAGAAAGACACCAAUGUGGCCGUGGAAGAAGUCCCACCACCAGCUCCAGCGGACCCUGAGCCUGAGCCUGAGCCUGAGCCUUCUAUUGAGUUCGGAUGGGGAUCCUUCUCGUCCAAGUCCAAGAAGUCCAAGAAAAAGAAAGCAAGCUCUUCAAGCUGGGAAGUGGAGGCUGAGCCUCAACCACCACCUGAGCCCAUGACACCUGAGUUGGUCCCUCAGGAUACGCAAUGGGAUUUCUCGUCGGCUCGCAAGGGCAAGAAUAAAGAAGAAGCUGUGGCCGUGGAGGAGAGCUCACUAGCUGUACCGGAGCCAGAACCCGUUUCUGAAUACGAUGGAUGGGGCUCAUGGGGCUUGAGCAAGAAAGAAAAAAGAACGAAGGCAGCUCAAGCAAUAGUAGAAGAAAAACAGGAUCCACCCGUGGAGCCAGCUGUAGCUGCCGAUGGCUCUUCAAGCUGGACAAUCAAUCCGAACACGGGAAUCAUAGAAAGGAGCAAAGAACCUGAGCCAGUUCCUGAGCCAAUUUCCGAAGACGAUGAUUGGGGUUCCUUCGUGCCGAAAAAGAAGAAGAAGGGUAAGAAGGGGAAGUCAAUAGUACAAGAUGAUCUGCCCUUGGAAGAGGAGCGAGUGUACACUUGCACCAUUGCAAACUGCGGAUGUGAAUUUUCUGUCCCACCCCCGCCCCCACCACCAGAGGAAAUCAUCGAAGCGCCACCAGAGGUCAUCGAGACAACGCUCCCACAACAAGAAUCCAGCACCGUCACUGAAGCAACUAUCCCCGAAGUCGAAUCUCGCAAGCUAUCCGGCCACACCGUCGUCCUGAAGAUCCACCACACAAGCAACGCUGGCAAGAACAUCUUCAUGACAAUGUUGACGCUAGAGGAGAAUACCCGCCAGGCGAUUUUCAACGCCGUGACAAGAUAUCUUGACUCCAAGUUUGCACAGGUUGAGCGAAGCCUUGAGAUAGUUUGGUGUUGGCAAGAAUGGGGAUAGUUUUGAUUUGUCUGGUCUCCACGAAGAUAUGUGGCCGGAGUAUUUGGAUUACUUUUCCGAGUGUACGAAGUUUCCUGAGUUGACUGUUGAGGCGGUUGAUGUCUAGUAAUGAAGUUUAAUGAUGGUUCCGAUUAUUUUCUUCUUGUUUUGGGUUUUUGGGAUUUCAAUACUACGCUCGCUUGAAUGGAGGGCUAUUUUGCACACGUUAAGCUCGAUUUAAUGAUACAAA
This is a messenger RNA of Mollisia scopiformis, 2659 nucleotides long. RefSeq lists its product as uncharacterized. Lineage: Eukaryota; Fungi; Ascomycota; Leotiomycetes; Helotiales; Mollisiaceae. Bases 259 to 2430 code for a protein of 723 amino acids. The transcript is spliced from 2 exons. The record is from RefSeq and is a predicted model, not a curated record.